AUACUUGACUUGGAGAACAAGCAGGGGAGCAAGCCAGGUACCCGUGUGCACAAAAGCAUCAAAUAGCGAAGCCUUGAUUUCAUUAUUUUCGAUCAAACCCAUUAACAAGAGAAGAACCACAUCAGUUGCGGUUUGUUUUGUUAGCAGUGGUUGAUAAAGGAAAAUGUCUCGGAGGUAUGACAGCCGUACAACGAUCUUCUCUCCGGAAGGUCGUCUCUAUCAAGUGGAAUACGCGAUGGAGGCCAUUGGAAAUGCAGGGACUGCGAUUGGGGUAUUAUCCAAGGACGGAGUGGUUUUGGUUGGUGAAAAGAAGGUGACAUCGAAGCUCCUGCAGACCUCGAAAUCCACGGAGAAGAUGUACAAGAUCGAUGAUCAUGUUGCCUGUGCAGUUGCUGGAAUAAUGUCCGAUGCCAAUAUUCUAAUUAACACUGCUAGGGUCCAAGCCCAGCGCUAUACUUAUGGUUACCAAGAGCCGAUGCCCGUGGAACAGCUGGUUCAAUCUCUCUGCGAUACUAAGCAAGGCUACACGCAGUUUGGUGGGCUCCGUCCGUUCGGUGUCUCGUUUCUGUUUGCCGGUUGGGAUAAAAAUUUCGGUUUCCAGCUGUAUACGAGUGACCCAAGUGGGAACUAUGGUGGUUGGAAGGCUGCUGCAAUUGGGGCGAACAACCAGGCGGCGCAAUCGAUGCUUAAGCAGGAUUAUAAGGACGAUAUCACGAGGGAAGAAGCUGUUCAUCUUGCUCUGAAGGUUCUUAGUAAGACAAUGGACAGUACAAGCCUUACUUCUGAUAAGCUCGAACUAGCUGAGGUCUUUCUGUCGCCUUCUGGAAAGGUGAAGUACCAGGUCUGCUCAUCCGAGUCGCUCAGUAAGUUGUUGGUGAAGUCCGGAGUGACCCAACCAGCCGCAGAAACUUCUUGAGUUUCUUGUCAUAACCUACUGUAUUUUGAUAUAUCUGAAUUUCAGGACAUAUUUGGGGUAAUACAUGUGCUGAAUUGCAUAGUUCAUUGGAAAUGGGUCUAUCGUAGGCAUGGAACUGUGGGAGCAUUGUUGUUAAUCUUUUGAUAUAGACUAUCCUCUGAAAUCAAUUCUGCUGUUACAGUUUUAAUUUUUGAACACUUGAAGUUUAUUAUUUGGUUAUUAAACUUUUUGUUUAAGAAAUAUCUUUUUUAUGUGUUA
Molecule: messenger RNA, 1174 nt
Organism: Nelumbo nucifera (sacred lotus)
Lineage: Eukaryota; Viridiplantae; Streptophyta; Magnoliopsida; Proteales; Nelumbonaceae
Product: proteasome subunit alpha type-4
Biological process (GO): ubiquitin-dependent protein catabolic process
Cellular component (GO): proteasome core complex, alpha-subunit complex; proteasome core complex
Source: RefSeq, a predicted model, not a curated record